Molecule: messenger RNA, 1471 nt
Organism: Kogia breviceps (pygmy sperm whale)
Lineage: Eukaryota; Metazoa; Chordata; Mammalia; Artiodactyla; Physeteridae
Gene: RNF130
Product: ring finger protein 130
Source: RefSeq, a predicted model, not a curated record
GCCCGGUCCGAGAGCAGCGGCGGCGGCGGCGGCCGGAGGGACGAUGAGCGGUGCGGCGCGGGCGGGCCCGGCGCGGCUCGCCGCGCUCGCGCUGCUGACCUGCAGCCUGUGGCCGGCGCGGGCAGACAACGCGAGCCAGGAGUACUACACGGCGCUCAUCAACGUGACGGUGCAGGAGCCCGGCCGCGGCGCCCCGCUCACAUUCCGCAUCGACCGCGGGCGCUACGGGCUCGACUCGCCCAAGGCCGAGGUCCGCGGUCAGGUGCUGGCACCGCUGCCCAUCCACGGAGUUGCUGAUCAUCUGGGCUGUGAUCCUCAAACACGGUUCUUUGUCCCUCCUAACAUCAAACAAUGGAUUGCCCUGCUGCAGAGGGGAAAUUGCACCUUUAAAGAGAAAAUAUCACGGGCUGCUUUCCACAAUGCAGUUGCUGUAGUCAUCUACAAUAAUAAAUCCAAAGAGGAGCCAGUCACCAUGACUCAUCCAGGCACUGGAGAUAUUAUUGCUGUCAUGAUUACAGAAUUGAGGGGUAAGGAUAUUUUGAGUUACCUGGAGAAAAACAUCUCUGUACAAAUGACAAUAGCGGUUGGAACUCGAAUGCCGCCAAAGAACUUCAGCCGUGGCUCUCUAGUCUUCGUGUCAAUAUCCUUUAUUGUUUUGAUGAUUAUUUCUUCAGCAUGGCUUAUAUUCUACUUCAUUCAGAAGAUCAGGUACACAAAUGCCCGGGACAGGAACCAGCGUCGUCUUGGAGAUGCAGCCAAGAAAGCCAUCAGCAAAUUAACAACCAGAACAGUGAAAAAGGGUGAUAAGGAAACAGACCCAGACUUUGAUCAUUGUGCAGUCUGCAUAGAAAGCUAUAAACAGAAUGAUGUUGUCCGGAUUCUCCCCUGCAAGCAUGUUUUCCACAAAUCCUGCGUGGAUCCCUGGCUUAGUGAACAUUGUACCUGUCCUAUGUGCAAACUUAAUAUUUUGAAGGCCCUGGGAAUUGUGCCAAAUUUGCCAUGUACUGAUAACGUAGCAUUUGAUAUGGAAAGGCUCACCAGAACCCAAGCAGUUAACCGAAGAUCAGCCCUAGGUGACCUCGCCAGUGACAACUCCCUUGGCCUCGAGCCACUUCGAACUUCGGGGAUCUCGCCUCUUCCUCAGGAUGGGGAUCUCACUCCUAGAACAGGAGAGAUCAACAUCGCAGUAACAAAAGAAUGGUUUAUUAUUGCCAGUUUUGGCCUCCUCAGUGCUCUCACACUCUGCUACAUGAUCAUCAGAGCCACAGCUAGCUUGAAUGCUAAUGAGGUAGAAUGGUUUUGAAGAAGGAAAAGAAUGCUUUCUGACUGAUUGCCUUGAAGGAAAAAAGAACCUAUUUUUGUGCAUCAUUUACCAAUCAUGCCACACAAGCAUUUAUUUUUAGUACAUUUUAUUUUUUCAUAAAAUUGCUAAUGCCAAAGCUUUGUAUUAAAAUAAAUAAAUAAUAAAAUU